ACAAUCAUUGUCAUCGGUAUAAACGGUAUAAACAAGAGUGUCGAUGUAAAGUGCAUCCAUUGCUGCAAUGAAAGCGGUGUCUAUAUUUUGUUUAUCUAUUGAUGAAUGUUAGUUACUGUUAUUGUUUAAGUGUAAAAGAUUAAUUCAAAAUAUUGCCAAUAUGGCUUGCGAAGUAGAAAAUUUUUUAGCCCGAGCAUUAUUGCAGGCAGUUCAAGCCGAGGACUUUAAAUGUGCAAUGUCUUUAAUGGAAAACCAUAAAGCGAAUCCAUAUCACGUAGUGAAGGACAGCGGAAUCGCUCCGCUUCACUUUGCUGUCUGUAUGACAAAUGAAAAAUCAGCCAUUUACUUCACGAAAUUCUUCUUGAAGCACAGCGGUGAUCCGAAUGUUAAAACCGAAGACGGUGAAACUUCUUUGCACAUUGCUUGCUAUUAUGGGAGAAUGAAAAUCGUCGAACUGCUUGUGAUAAAUGGUGGCGACAUUUCCAUCAAAGACAAUGACGGAAAUACACCCCUCAACAUCACAAUCAACGAGGGUCAUUUUGACAUUUUCGAAAUGCUGAAGAAGAUGAUCUUCGAAGCGAAAGAAAAGAAGCGAAACGAAACCGUCCCUGAAACUGAAAUUGACGAUCCGGAUAGACCGGCUAGAGUAACAUUAAACCGUAUACACUACGAUAUGGACAGUGCUAGUCCUUAUUACGUUAAUAUAACCAGACGAAAACCGAAGCCAACCGUUCAACCAAUCAGUCAUCAUGAAGCGUCCAUCGUGGAGGAGCAAGCGAACAUUUUCCAACUAAACGAAUCGAAUUUGGUGGAAUUCCAAAAAGUCAACCAACGACUGUCGAAGAAAUCGCUGGUUAAUACAUGGAAAGAAAAAUUGAUCAACACAGCCACCAAUUACGACGAGAUGCUGCAGGAGUUUAAUAAUUUGCAGUUUUCGUCCACCAAACUAUCCGCUGAUUUAGAACUAGAUCUGACCAACGAAAUGACAAAUAAAUUCAGCAACAACAUAAAAUCCUCUUCCACAAAACUUCCUCGAGAGCUUGCUGUCGAUGUUGAUGCAGCGAACGACAGUUUUUAUACGGCCAAGUCAGAAGAAAAUGGAACGUUCAUAAAAUCACCGAACCGAUUGGGAAAUGAUGAAGAAAAUUCGCCGGAAAAUCAAGUGCAACUGGUCGAGGACUACAGGCACAAUGAUAGGGAAAAUGGAGUAGUUUUCUAUGAACGGAAAAUCGAACCGUGUCUAAGCCGAACGAAUAAGACUGACUCGCAGACAUCGGCAUCGUCGAAGUUUACUGUUCCUUCAGAUUAUAAUACCGUCGAUUUGCGGCGUGAACUAACACAGUUUGGCGAUUCGCCUGGACCGAUAACGAAGAGCACAAAAUAUCUAUACAUGAAGCGAUUGAUGAAAUUCAAACGGCAUCCGGAAUUAGCAAAUAUUCCAGCGAACGUGCAGUCCAAGUCAAAUUAUUCAAUCGAAUUGGAAAAGACUCUCAAACCGGACACCUGGCAGGACGCCUUGAACCAGUACGCUGAGAUGGAUUUCGAAACGAAAAUGGUGAAUGGCUUUCAAUCCCCGCAAUUUUUCAAAAGCAACGGUGACGACUGUCUGAAAAAAAGCUUCGUGUACAUUCUGAUCGAUCCGACAAUAUCCGAAAAUCUACCGGGCAAUGCAAAAAAUCUGGAACCACUGGAAGCGUGGAAAAGGUUCAUUUCGUCAAUAUUUUACAUUGGAAAGGGAACAUGUAGUCGUCCCUAUUCCCACUUGUACGAUGCCAUUAAAAUGUACCAACAACGAUCGGGAAAGAGUGAAGCAAACUCAGAUUCUCCGUGGACGAAAAAAGUCAAAGAAACUGAGAAAUUGAAACGCAUCAAUAACAUAUGGAAAGCUGACAAAGGUGUGAUUUGCUUGAAUGUUUUCCACAACAUAACUGGAGCGGAAGCGUUCUGCAGAGAGGCUUGUAUUAUUGAAGCUAUUGGCUUGGAGAAUGUAACCAAUUUGAAACGUGGCGAGUACCAUGGACUGCCAAAGACAUGGCCAAUGCGAGACCGGAAACAAUUGGGCGCUGUGUUGCUAUUUAAGUCUUUUAAAAUUUAUUUAUCGGAAGGUGAAAGUCAAUUAAGACCGAACCAUAUUAAAUCGUAGGAAUCAUGUGAUAUUAGGCUCGAUUAGAAAAAAAAAAAUUUUAAUUCAACUUGA
This is a messenger RNA of Bradysia coprophila, 2197 nucleotides long. RefSeq lists its product as uncharacterized. Gene Ontology annotation, molecular function: protein binding; DNA endonuclease activity. The record is from RefSeq and is a predicted model, not a curated record. NCBI's taxonomy places the organism in Eukaryota, Metazoa, Arthropoda, Insecta, Diptera, Sciaridae. Gene Ontology annotation, cellular component: nucleoplasm; cytoplasm. Gene Ontology annotation, biological process: double-strand break repair via homologous recombination; resolution of meiotic recombination intermediates.